AUUGAACUGAUAAGAAUUAAUUUUGAUGUUUCGACAGAAGAAUAAAAUCCUACUGGCGAUUGGUUCGGCUUGCAACCGCACUCAGCGGCGUUAGUUGAUCUGGGCAGCCUCGGUUAGUUAGAUCGGUCAGGUUCGGUGGAUUUUGAUCAGCAUGGAGAAGCAAUUGGUUCGAUUCGUAAAAUUUCAUGGUUAUUUGUUUUUCUGUUGUGCUCUGUACUUUGCCCUCCGCGAACUGUGGCUGCUUACCGUAGAUGCACUGUACUCGAACCAUCGUUACUGGAACGAUGAUCAAGAUUUUCUCACCAGGAGCUACCCAACGGUACGAUGGAUCUUUGCCCUACUCUGGUUGGUAGCACUUGCCGUCAUGUACUCCGGGUUGCGAUGGGAGGAUCAUGAUUAUCUUCGACCUGCCAAGUAUUUGUUUUCGAUCGAGAUCCUAAUUGCGUUGAUUCAGGAUUUCUUUCUGACGAUCAAUAACGAUCCCAGCGAACGACUCAUCCAGAAUGCCGAGUAUUUGUUUUUCUUUUGCGUGAUCGUUAUCUAUGUGAUGUACACGUUCAAAGCACUGGCAACACUGUUCGGCAAACUAAGUGCCAGGGUUGUUAACAGUCCAAGCAAAACGCACAUUGUAUGUUGUGAGGCAUCUAUGUUGUGACCUGAUAAGACUUGUGGUUUAAACUAUUUUUACACCGCUGUAUGGCAACAAAGUUGCAACUCAUUAUAGCAAAAUAAACGAAUCAAAACUAAA
This is a messenger RNA of Malaya genurostris, 748 nucleotides long. RefSeq lists its product as uncharacterized. Lineage: Eukaryota; Metazoa; Arthropoda; Insecta; Diptera; Culicidae. The record is from RefSeq and is a predicted model, not a curated record. Bases 152 to 655 code for a protein of 167 amino acids. The transcript is spliced from 3 exons.